Molecule: messenger RNA, 570 nt
Organism: Emys orbicularis (European pond turtle)
Lineage: Eukaryota; Metazoa; Chordata; Testudines; Emydidae
Product: deoxyuridine 5'-triphosphate nucleotidohydrolase-like
Exons: 1
Coding region: 1-570 (189 amino acids)
Biological process (GO): dUTP catabolic process; dUMP biosynthetic process
Molecular function (GO): dUTP diphosphatase activity; magnesium ion binding
Source: RefSeq, a predicted model, not a curated record
AUGAACGGUUUGCUUAAAGAGCAGCUACGCAAACUGUCCCCCACUGAAUCCCUGGCCGGAUGGAGUCGUAACCUCCGCCAGGCUGCAGCCGCGCUCAAUGACUGUCCGCUGUAUGGCUCCACCCCGUAUGCCAGGUUUAAGGGGGAGGUCAUCGAGCGGCCCCGUGUGCUGCGAGUGCAGCGUUUGCACCCGCAAGCCCACCUCCCCAUUCGGGCCACCCCGGGAAGUGCUGGUCUUGAUCUACGGGUCCCUCAAGAGAGCCUCACCCUGCAGUCUAAUAGCCAAAACCUCGUGAGUAUUGGCUUAGCCAUUGGGCUCCCACAAGGCUAUUAUGGGCUCAUUGCCCUAUGCAGUAGCCUGGCCCUCAAGGGCAUAGAUGUGGCGGCGGGAGUGAUCGACGCUGACUACACGGGGGAGGUUAAGGUUUUUUUGGUGCACAAUGGCCCGCAGGCAAUAACCCUCUCCCAAGGCGAGCGGGUUGCACAGCUGAUUUGCGAGCGCAUUGGAUUGCCUGAUGUGCAGGAAGUGGAGGCACUUAUGCCCACUACUCGAGCAGGGGGGUUUGGCUAG